This is a messenger RNA of Nezara viridula (southern green stink bug), 916 nucleotides long. The record is from the annotation of a GenBank genome assembly. Lineage: Eukaryota; Metazoa; Arthropoda; Insecta; Hemiptera; Pentatomidae.
CGUUGAUUGUUAUACAGUUAUCCUAAGCUAGGCCGCCUGUUGGGCAAGAAGCCUUUAGGUGUGAACAAAUUAACACAAAAGUGACUGGUGGAAGGGGAACAGAUAAAUAUAGCAGCGUAAACUCUAAACUUUAUUACUUAAAUCUGUGUUAAGCCGAUAUAUUUUAAAUAUAAUACUUAUUAGUUAACCUAUGGAAAGCAUUAAAAAUAUUCGUAAUUAUAUUUUUUUCAAUGACAGUAUUUCUGUUGUUUUUUUUUAAUGACUUGUUUUAAAUCAAUAUGGUCAAAUUAAAAUACAGCCUUUUGUAAUGAAGAUCAUCAAAAUUAAAUUAAUAAUAUUUUCGUAAUAAAGAUAAGUUUCUACAUUUCUUUCCCUUGAAUGAGUCAUUUUCAUCGUAUAUCUAGCUAGCUUUGGAGCCGUCGUUGCACAGACUUUUUGAGUGCUCCACGCUAAAGAUGUCUUCCACGGUCGAAAGUUUGGCCCAUUUUGUUCUCUUUGUGGGUUGCGCUGCAAUCGCGAUGUGGUUUCUUUACCUCUUCCGUGGAUUUGUUUUCGGAACACCAGUAGACGCUGUUACCAAAGAAAUCGAACCUCAGUACAAACGCCCAGUGACUAUGUCGGCCAGCAUCAUUAUUGUACCAAAGAGGCAAUGCCCAUCAGGAUCUAGAUUUGUGCACGGUAAAUGUAGAGAAGUCUAUCCGAACACCUUAUCAGUGAAUCUUAUUACAUCCUGAUUGAUUACUGUGACGAUCUUAAUUUAGUCAAGAAUCUAUAAAUAAAUGUGUAAAUAAAUAUUUUAUUAUAUUAAAUCUGGAGGAUGAAUAGCAAGGAGUUAAAAUGGCUCUUAAUUAAUGUAAGUUUAAUCUCAUUAGUCAUAUUUUUGAAUAAUUGCUGUAAAUAAAUUAAUAGUACUAUU